Molecule: messenger RNA, 1524 nt
Organism: Colletotrichum siamense
Lineage: Eukaryota; Fungi; Ascomycota; Sordariomycetes; Glomerellales; Glomerellaceae
Gene: TFB2
Product: General transcription and DNA repair factor IIH subunit TFB2
Exons: 3
Coding region: 1-1524 (507 amino acids)
Biological process (GO): nucleotide-excision repair
Cellular component (GO): transcription factor TFIIH core complex; transcription factor TFIIH holo complex
Molecular function (GO): ATPase activator activity; double-stranded DNA binding
Source: RefSeq, a predicted model, not a curated record
AUGUCGGUCAGCUCGGGUCAAUCACUCCAGCUGGCCGACUACCUGGAGAAGCUGCCAGGCACGACCUUCAGGAAGCUGUAUCUCCAGCCGUCGACCGCCUUCGCCAUCUUCAGGAGGAUGAUCCCCCCGCUGGGCAUCCAAAUCUCCCCAGCAAAAACCAUCGUCAUGGCCAUCCUGUACAUGCCCAAGCCAAUGCUUCUCGAGGACCUCGAUCUCUGGGUGAAGCCCGACUCGCGACGGCAAAAAGACCAAGCCAUCUCGACCCUGCGCUCCCUCCACAUCCUCCAAAUCACCGUUCCGUCGAAAGAACGCCCGCAGGAGAUGCAGCUCACCACAAACUUCAAAUCCUCCCUCCGCCUCGCCCUCGAGGGCGGCGGCCACCACAACUCCUUCGGCGUCCCCUCCACCCUCCCCGUCCCGCCCGAGAUCACCAUCCCCUUCCUCGACCGCUACGCCCGCCGCAAGUGGGACGACAUCCUCCACUACAUCGUCGCCACCGUCAACCCCGGCAGCGCCGACCUGAGCGGGCCUAAGUCGUCCGUUAAGAACCUGCUCGUCGCAGGCCAGCUCGUCCGCCGCCAGCAGGGCGCCGUCGGCAUCACCCAGGCCGGCUUCACCUUCCUCCUCCAGGAGGCAAACGCCCAGGUCUGGACCCUCCUCCUCCUCUGGCUCGACGCCACAGACCACGCCCAGGACUCCGCCGGCAUGGAGUCCACCGACAUGCUCUCCUUCCUCUUCCUCCUCGCCUCCCUCGAGCUCGGCCGCGCCUACGACACGAACGCCCUCACAGAGGAGCGCCGCAACAUGCUCCCCUCCCUCAUGGACUUCGGCCUCAUCUACAUCCCCUCCCACAAGCCGCAGCAGUACUUCCCCACCCGCCUCGCCACCACCCUCACAAGCAGCUCCAGCGCCCUCCGCAGCGCCGGCGCAGGCUUCUCCGCCGCCCUCGCAGCAGCAUCCGGCCCCGGUCCCGGCGGCAGCGGGCCCCGCAACGGCGCUACCCCAGGCAGCGGCGGCUCCGAAGAAACCCGCAGCGGCAGCAUCAUCGUCGAGACAAACUACCGCGUUUACGCCUACGGCCAGACCCCUCUCCAGAUCGCCGUGCUCUCCCUCUUCUGCAAGCUCAAGCUGCGCUUCGCGGACAUGGUCUCGGGUCGCCUGACGCGCAACUCGAUCCGCAACGCCGUCGAGCGCGGCAUCACCGCCGACCAGAUCAUCUCCUACCUCGCGUCCCACGCGCACGAGCAGAUGCACCGCUUCGCCGCCGUCCGGAACAAGCCCGUGUUGCCGCCGACGGUCAUCGACCAGAUCCGCCUGUGGCAGCUCGAGACGGAGCGCAUGACGACCACGAGCGGGUUCCUGUUCCGCGACUUUGACAGCCCCAGGGAGUACGAGGACAUUGCGGGCUACGCGGCGGAGAUUGGCGUGUUGACGUGGCGGAACGACAAGCUGGGCAUGUUCUUUGCGAGCAAGCAUGAGCAGAUCAGGGAUUACCUGAAGCUGCGGAAGAAGGCGGAGGAUUAA